Molecule: messenger RNA, 591 nt
Organism: Helianthus annuus (common sunflower)
Lineage: Eukaryota; Viridiplantae; Streptophyta; Magnoliopsida; Asterales; Asteraceae
Product: cell number regulator 10
Exons: 4
Coding region: 1-591 (196 amino acids)
Source: RefSeq, a predicted model, not a curated record
AUGAAUUCCUCACUCCCAAACGAGAACAAGGAAAAGGCUCCUCAACAUACAAAUGGCCCCCAAAUUGUGCCUGCCGCAGCACCUUCAUCUGGUUCCAAUUCCAGCAAAGGUGCGGCUGGUCCAUCGAGCCAGUAUGUGGUUGGGGUUCCACCACAACAAGCCGUGGCUCCUACUUGGUCAACUGGUCUUUUUGAAUGUUUUGAUGAUAUCCCUACCCUUAUCAUAACCGCUUUUGCUCCUUGCGUUACAUUCGGGCAAAUCGCAGAAAUGGUCGAUAGGGGACAAAACAGUUGCGGUUUAUACGCUUUGCUUCAUGCUGGGAUACUAUACUUCACGGGGUGUGGGUGUUUGUUAUCAGCAUACUAUAGGAUCAAAAUGAGCCAUUUAUAUAAGUUGCCCGAUGACCCGAUCAUUAACAUUCUUGUUCAUCUGAUUUGUGAGCCGUGUGCCUUGUGUCAAGAGUACCGUGAGCUUCAGGCUCGCGGAUUCAACAUGCAACUUGGUGUUGGGUGGCGCAACCAGUCUCCGGAGAUUCAACAAAGCGGUGGUCACACGGUGCCACCCAAGGUUCCUGAGGGAAUGACUCGUUGA